Molecule: messenger RNA, 3010 nt
Organism: Annulohypoxylon maeteangense
Lineage: Eukaryota; Fungi; Ascomycota; Sordariomycetes; Xylariales; Hypoxylaceae
Exons: 2
Coding region: 344-2929 (861 amino acids)
Cellular component (GO): cytoplasm
Source: RefSeq, a predicted model, not a curated record
CGAGUCUAUCGGGUCAUACCUUUAAAUAGCGAUAUAAACGAACGAACGCGUGCGACCUUUUCGACCUUUUCGCCAUUUGUUUAAUUGACCCUAAUAUACCAACUCUUCAUCGUCAUCGUCCGACCUUCAUUAGCCCGACAUCCAACAUCUUAAAUGCAUAUGACCAACGUCCUUGUCGAUCGGCUUUGACGGCUUAGUCCCCAAGUAUCUUCUGAAAAGGAGGGGGGGAAGAAAGAGAGAAACGGAUAGAGAGAUCUAUUUUUCUCAUAGCGUACAGGGAACCGAUUUGCCUAGACGCAGCUGGCAUAGGACCUCUUGAAAGGUUCUCCGGUAACCUCAAAAGAUGGGAAAUACUCACACGAAAGAUGCCAGGGGUGGCUCACGUAUAGGAGGUCAUGGGUCUCACAUGGAUUCUGGUGGGAGUUCCACUGGCGCCGGAUAUCAUGGGGAUCUACCUGAUCGAUCGAGGCGUGCUAGUCGGCCAGAACUAGGCGGCUUAACAUUACAGUUCGGCGCUUCGUCGAGCUCCCGUCACCAAGAUUCUCCUUUUGAGCACCGAGAGACAAAACAAGAGAAGGAAGCACGAAGGCUUGAAAGAGAACGAGUAGCACGACUCAAGGAACGCGAGCGUAGUAUGAGAGAGGAACAUAUUGAUGGGGGUUUUCUGGUUACGAUGGGCGUAUAUUCCGCCUCCGAGGACUUCAACAAGUCCGUAGUUCGUCAAUUGCAAAUCGAGAGAAGGAUAGCGCCUUUCUGGCGUGGCUUGGACGACUUCAACGAUAAUUGGGCUGAGCACCAAAUCAUCGCUGCGGCUCGUGGUCUCGAAAUUCCCCUCGCAGACGAAGUCCCUGAGAGUCUAAUUCCGCAGCCCAGGUCUGUCGAUUCGCCAGCUACUUCAACGCCGACUCUCACUGUCCCCAUGGGUCCUAGAACCCUCUCGAUCUCGUCUGAUAACCCUGCUUCCAAUCCUGGUUCGGCUUUACCAUCUCCCACCUCACCCGCUGCGCCAAGAACUAGCUCUCCUUUUAAACCCCAUAAGAAGUCUUUAGCUGCAGCUCUCAAUCUAUCUCGCAGUGGACCAAGUACGGAUAUCAUCACCCCUCGCGAGAUCAAUCUGCCUAAUGACCCGUUUGUCAACGGGCAACCUCUCGAAGUAUUCUUAUACAAAGAAGGUAUCGAGUGCCCGCUUUGCCUCAUGUACUAUCCGCCAUACUUGAACCGUACCCGGUGCUGCUGCCAGAUCAUCUGUAGCGAGUGUUUCGUGCAGAUCAAGCGUCCCGAUCCGCAUCUUCCCGAGCACCACGCAGAUGAGGAGGGUGUUCAAGCGCCCGCCAACCCGGAGGAGCGUGAAGGUGAGCUCAUCAUGGAGCCAGCCAAAUGUCCUUACUGUACUCAGACCGAGUUUGGCGUGACAUAUGAGCCUCCUCCUUUCCGCCGCGGCCUAACGUACGCAUUCAGCCCGUCGACAUUAGGUGCCAUGACCACGGCUAUGUCAUCUUCUAGCUCCCUUAAUUCGACCCUUUCUCCGACAUUAGCUACACCUUCCGCCAAUGCUAAUCGCCGACGGGCACAGAGUGUGUCUGCCAACGCGCCCGGGGUUAUCACCACCGACCGCAUCCGACCCGAUUGGUCUACUAAGCUAGCCGCGGCUCGUGCACAGCAGCGUCGAAGAGCAGCAGCUGCAGAUGCACUACAUCAUGCCGCUUUCGUAAUGGGGAAUCAGGAAUCACGUACAAUUUUUGGCCGAUCUUCCCGUUUCAGCCGUAGAAAUACGGGGGGGCAUCGGGGUAACGAGAGUCCAGGCAACGGCUCUAGUCUACAGCCAAACGACGGCGGGGCCGAUAUUGCCUCUGCUCCUGAUCCAGGUGCUCGCACCACCUCCAGCCGAGCUGGUCCGAGCCGGGAACGAAUAGAUGCAGCACAUCUCGAGAGCCUCAUGAUGGCUGAAGCGAUAAGAUUGAGCUUGGCGGACGAGGAAGAGCGACGGAAGAAGGCCGAGAAAGAAGCUCGAAAAGAAGCUAAGAAGCGCGAGAAGGAGGACCGGAAAGCCUCUAAAAAGAAGGGUGAUGUGUAUGGUGGUAGCGGCGGCGGUAGUAGCGCGAGCGCGAGUUCCCUUAGUCUAGGACUCGGGCGAAGACGUGGCAAUAGUGCCGCCAGCAACCUGCGCAUAGAAGCUAGCGUGACCGCUGCCAGCAGUACCACCGCAGGCCAAGCCGGCGACCAACUGACGGACCCAUCUUCCGUGCCGGCCUCAACCUCGGCUCUGAUGUCUAGCAACAAGGGGAAGGCCAUUGACCGCAAUGAUAAUGAAGAGGGUCAAAAAAGCGGUUCCGGUGUUGCAUCACUACCAAUUCCUGUAUCAUCGCAGCCGGCGCGAGGAUCGUCCCAUCUUCGCCAGAUGAGCAACGCCAGCUCUGUCAGCUCUAGCGGACUCGAUAGUAUGCCGGGCAGUUAUACUGGCAAGAACCCAGGUGCCGAUUCCGAAGAUCCGCGAUCAAGCGGUCUUAGCAUAGCCGCCCGUAGCGAAGAGGGUGAUAGUACGAAUUCGGAACCCAUGUUUAAUUUUAGGAGUCUAGCAGAGAUGGUUGGCGUUCCCAUAGACGGGGAAGCCCAGUCACCUAAUAGCGAGGAUAUGAGUCCGGGCAGUAAACCGGCGGACGCCGAGGAGGCUCACGGCGAGCAUGUAGAACAUGCCACAGAUCCUGUUGGGAACGGAGAGAAUAGCAAAGAGGAAUUGACCGGGCAGGAGACUCAAGAGGUUCAGGGGGGCAUUUAUAGGUCAGGAGAAAAGGGCGAAGACGGCACCUCACGACCACCACAACUCAUGGUCACGCCCGACACUCCAGCGCCUGCUGAUGGCGAUGAAGAGGAUUCCAAGCGACUUGGGCACGUCGAUCUGGCAGAGAGAUCACACGAAGUCACUCAAUAAGCUUUCCCCGUUUCCUCGCUGUUUUUUAUACCCUGUAGGUAGUUUGGUAAAGGGGAGAUACUGGGUCUAAAGGUUCAUGAU